Gavia stellata (red-throated loon) is the source of this 2872-nucleotide messenger RNA. It is a transcript of the gene ZMIZ2, whose product is annotated as zinc finger MIZ-type containing 2. Gene Ontology annotation, biological process: protein sumoylation; regulation of transcription by RNA polymerase II. NCBI's taxonomy places the organism in Eukaryota, Metazoa, Chordata, Aves, Gaviiformes, Gaviidae. Gene Ontology annotation, molecular function: zinc ion binding; SUMO ligase activity. The record is from RefSeq and is a predicted model, not a curated record.
UGCGCCCGCCCGCCGCCGAUGAACUCCAUGAACCCCAUGAAACCCUCCCUGCCGCCCACACCCCACGGUGAUGGUUCAUUUGCAUACGAGGCUGUUCCUUGGCAACCGAGCACCAAUCAGCCGGCGGGAUCCCUCUCCGUGGUAACCACUGUCUGGGGUGUCAGCAACACCUCCCAGAGCCAGGUUUUCGGCAGCCCCAUGGGCCCCGGGGGGAGCAGCUCCAGCACCCCGCUGCUGCCCGGCAUGGCCGGCACCGGCUCGGGCAUGAGCUCGCCACCGUUCCUGCCGCAGCAGUCCUUCGCCGAGGGGGCGCCCGGGAAGGGCUACGUGCAGCCGGGCAUCGACGGCCGCAGCGCCUACCCCGGCGGGCCGGGCUUCGCCGCCAGCUAUGCCGGCAGCCCCGGUGGCCCCGGAGGGAUGGGGCUCCCCUCGCAUGCUGGCCGGCCCCCCGCUGAUUUCACCCAGGCAGCCGCUGCCGCUGCUGUGGCCGCCGCCGCUGCCACAGCCACGGCCACAGCUACGGCGACGGUGGCGGCGCUGCAGGAGAAGCAGAGCCAGGAGCUGAGCCAGUAUGGCGCGAUGGGUGCGGGGCAGCCCUUCAGCAGCCAGUUCCUGCCCCACGCCGGACCCCGCGGCCCCACCGGUAUGAGCCCGGCUGGCAUGGCGGGCGUCAUGGCUCCCUCCGGCGUCUCGCCCGUGAGCAUGAGCCCUGCGCGGGCGCCCGGCGCCGGCCCCUUGUACGGCGGACAGCGGAUGCCCCAGCACGCCUACCCCGGCCCCCCCCCGAGCCAGCAGCUCCCCCGCCAGGGCCUCAAGCGGGCGUACUCCAACGAGGGAUACCCAGCGCAGCAGUACCUCCAGGGCGGGCAGUACGCUGCGGCCGGUGCCCAGUACACCUCCAGCGCCCCCCAGCCCUCCGCUCCGUCCCCCUCCUACCCCGGCCACAGGCUGCAGCAGGGUAUGGGCCAGUACCUCUCCGCCUCAGGCAACGCCGGACCCUAUUACAAGCCAGCUGACCAGUUCAACGGGCAGAGCGCCGGCUUCGGCACCUACAGCCAGGCUGCCGUCAACGGGCCGGGCCGGUCGCUGCCGGGGUACCCCAGCUCACCGCUGGCCGGGAACCCCACACCCCCCAUGACGCCGGGCAGCGGCAUUCCCUACGUGUCCCCGGGUCAGGACGUCAAAUCGCCCUUCCUGCCGGACAUGAAGCCCAGCGUCGCCUCCCUGCACCCGUCCCCCUCGGGGCCGGCCCCUGGGGAGGAGCUGCGGCUGACCUUCCCGGUGCGGGACGGCGUGGUGCUGGAGCCCUUCCGCCUGCAGCACAACCUGGCCGUCAGCAACCACGUCUUCCAGCUGCGCGACUCCGUCUACAAGACCCUCAUGAUGAGGCCCGACCUGGAGCUGCAGUUCAAGUGCUACCACCACGAGGACCGGCAGAUGAACACCAACUGGCCGGCCUCCGUGCAGGUGAGCGUCAACGCCACGCCGCUCACCAUCGAGCGCGGUGACAACAAGACCUCCCACAAGCCGCUCUACCUGAAGCACGUCUGCCAGCCCGGCAGGAACACCAUCCAGAUCACUGUCACCGCCUGCUGCUGUUCCCACCUCUUCGUCCUGCAGCUGGUGCACCGGCCCUCGGUGCGCUCGGUGCUGCAGGGUCUCAUCAAGAAGCGCCUGCUCCCCGCCGAGCACUGCAUCACCAAAAUCAAGCGCAACUUCAGCAGCGGGACCAUCCCGGGGACCCCGGGGCCCAACGGCGAGGAUGGCGUGGAGCAGACGGCCAUCAAGGUGUCCCUCAAGUGCCCCAUCACCUUCCGGAGGAUUCAGCUCCCGGCCAGGGGCCACGACUGCCGGCACAUACAGUGCUUCGACCUGGAGUCCUACCUGCAGCUCAACUGCGAGAGAGGGACGUGGCGGUGUCCUGUCUGCAAUAAGACGGCCCUGUUGGAGGGGCUGGAGGUGGACCAGUACAUGCUGGGCAUCCUGAUCUACAUCCAGAACUCGGAGUAUGAGGAGAUCACCAUCGACCCGACCUGCAGCUGGAAACCUGUCCCGGUCAAACCCGACGUCCAUGUCAAGGAGGAGCCGGAGGGGCCGGCGCUGAAGCGCUGCCGGACCCUCAGCCCCACGCACAUGGUGCUGCCCAACAUCAUGGAGAUGAUCGCGGCCCUGGGGCCCGGCUCCGUGCCCUUCCCGGCACUGCCGCCACCACCGGCGGGUGCUGCCGCCGACUACGGCACCCCGGGUUCCAGCUUUCCGGGACCUGGGGGCUUCCCAGAGCCAUUCCCCCCACCCGGCGCCCCUGGCACGCCGACACUGAGCGACUUCGCGCAGGGACCCCCCCCCAUCUCCUACCAGUCCGACAUCCCCGGCGGCCUCCUGGCCCCCGAGAAGCCCCCCGCGCCCCCUCUCCCCGCACAGCUGCCCCCGCCGGGGCGGAUGGAGCCAUCCCACCCCCCGGUGCAACCGGGGCUGCACAACCCCCCCCCGGGCAGCCAGCCGGUACAGCCGCUGCACCACCGGAGCGCACCGGCACGGCCCCCGCUGGGACCCCCUGGCCCAGCACACGCCGCCGACCUUGCCUUCCCCCCGGCACCCGGCAUGGCCGGGACGGGCGAUGGGUCAGAACCUGCCCUCGACCUCCUGCCCGAGCUGACGAACCCCGACGAGCUGCUCUCCUACCUGGGCCCCCCCGACCUCCCCAGCAGCAGCAACGACGACCUCCUCUCCCUCUUUGAGAACAACUGAGCCAUCCUCACCGCACACCCCCACCGCGGGACCCCCCUCCACGGGGCCGGGGAGGGGGGGCAGCACCGGCGUGCCCCUGCCCGCCGCAGAGCUGGGAACAGCCCCCCACACCAAGGGGGCUUUC